Messenger RNA from Pocillopora verrucosa, 1961 nucleotides. RefSeq names its product lysosomal thioesterase PPT2-A-like. Gene Ontology annotation, cellular component: lysosome. Gene Ontology annotation, molecular function: thiolester hydrolase activity. Lineage: Eukaryota; Metazoa; Cnidaria; Anthozoa; Scleractinia; Pocilloporidae. The record is from RefSeq and is a predicted model, not a curated record.
GACAAAAUGGCGGACUUUCCCUCGCGCGAACUAUGUUUUGCUCUUUUGCUUACUUUUUUGGCGAGGAGUUUUUGCUUCAAACCGGUGAUCAUCGUCCAUGGAAUACUUGAUCACGCUUCAGACAUGAAAGAUCUUGCUUCGUUUAUAACGCAGGCCCAUCCCGGCACCAACAUCACGUUGAUAAAAUUGUUUGAGGAAUUAGACAGCUUCAAACCCAUGUGGAUGCAGGUCUCAGCAAUUUCUGAAAAAGUACGAGAAGUGAUGCAGGAGGCUAAAGAUGGAGUUCAUAUUAUCGGCUUCUCUCAAGGUGGACUGACUGUGCGUGCAAUCUUGGAGACCAUGGAUGACCAUAACGCUGAGAGUUUUAUUUCCCUGUCCGGUCCCCAGAUGGGACAAUAUGGAGACACUGACUAUCUGAAGCCUUACAUUCCAAAACUUGCUAGAAAGGAUCUUUACAUACUCUUUUACACCAAAUAUUUUCAAGAUAGAAUUUCUUUAGCAAACUACUGGAAUGAUCCAUACCAUGAAGACAAGAACUAUGAGUAUAAUGUAUUUUUGCCAGUAGUAAACAACCUCAAUUCAUCAAAGUUUUUCAAUGCAUCAGUUGGUGCACAAUUCAAAGAGAAUUUCCUUCGAAUCAAGAACUUGAUUUUGGUUGGAGGUCCAGAUGAUGGUGUCAUUACACCAUGGCAGUCAAGCCAGUUUGGUUUUUAUGACACAAGUCUAACAGUUGUGGAUAUGAAAAAUCAACAGGUUUACCUUGAAGACACCUUUGGCUUACGCACGCUAGAUGAGAGAGGGUCAGUUCAUCAAUACACCUUUCCUGGGGUAAAUCACACACAUUGGCAUGGAACAGAGAAAGUCUUUGUGGAAGCUAUUGAACCAUGGUUAACUUGAUGUUAAAGCCUUACCAAAUUAGGUUCAACAUAGAGCAAUUUUACAUUUGGAUUAAUGAUUACUACUGGUAGCAUUAGGCUCUGCAAUGGAAAUGCGAUAGAAAUGCUUUGGAUUCUUUUCAGUCAGAGUCCAAAAAUUUACUUUUAAAAGUUGACAUGAGGAAUUGUUAGGACUUGAAUCCUAAAGCUGCUCUCAUUGAUUUACGAGUAGUUUGCUAGAAUACAUUUUUAAAUACUCUUAGGCAUCAUAGUCAAAAAAUAGAGACUGAAGUGAAUAAUGGCAGCAGGGCAGGUUUUGCUCAACAGAGUUCUUCCUGAAAAAGGAACAGAAAUAUGAGACUGAAGUUCAUGCAGUUACAUUUUAGACUUUUAAAAGAUGUUUCAUAUUCACUUUCACAAAUAACUUAAGAAUUAUAAGAAAUAAUUGGAGAAAUAUUUCAAAAUUGCAAUUCUAUUUUUUAAAAAAUUCAGUACAUAGGAAAAAAUGCAAUGACCAAUCAGCUAUUUUGGAUCUUGUGCAUUAGUUUUAUGAAGUGGAUAUGCACAAUAAUUUGAUUUAUUUCUAUGAAUUAUUUGGUUCUUGUAAGUGAAGAUGUUUUACUGGCUUGUAUUUUUUUAGAUAAACAAAGAUGUUGAGCAAUCUUUCAAAAGUUUUAAAUUUUUAAGUUAAUUUAGCAAAAUUAAAUUUUAGACCUUGAAGUUAGACUUUGUGGCCAAUUGAGUAUAUCUAGUUAUGAUGUGUUUCCAUGAGGCAUAGUUGCUAUUUAAUUUUUUUUUUGGCUCUUAUUGAAUUGCUGAUACACCAUGGCAAAGUCAUAUUUCAAGAUACAUGGCCUUUGAGGCACAGUUGAAGUUAUGCGCUAAAACGGAAAAUCUUUGUGUUCAAUUUUUCAUUAAUUAUGCAAUUAUAAAAGAUUGACAAUUUCCAAUAUUUGAUUUUGUUUGAUAAGUCAACUCCAACAACAGGAGUGUAUUCUAUUCUUUUUAAUCAGUACAUGAAGCAUGCUACAUUGAUUUCAUAGCCUGAAUUUUUUAAUUUUUAGGAUUUCACUUUUGGAAAUAAAU